Molecule: messenger RNA, 1458 nt
Organism: Xyrichtys novacula (pearly razorfish)
Lineage: Eukaryota; Metazoa; Chordata; Actinopteri; Labriformes; Labridae
Source: the annotation of a GenBank genome assembly
AUGGGUGGAGUGAGGGGUGUAUUUAAGACCGCCGUCCUCCUCAUCCUCCACAUCAGUCGCUCUUGUCUCUUCUCUCUUCACCCUGACCUGCAGGCCGGCGCUCAUCCUCCACUCAGGUAAGACAUGAUGAAGAUGACAGCUGUGUCUCAGCGUUUCUUGGAGUGUUUUUACUUGGAAAAGUAGGUUUUUUGAGAGGUGCAGCUAAUGCAUGGUGGACGCUGAAGGUAAACUGCCAGUGUUGUCUAAACUGACAACAAAGACAGGAAGAACUUCUCUCUCUGUGCACUGAUAAGAUAAAGGUCGAUCAUUUAUGUUUAACAGAGCUUGUCAAAAACUUCUGUUCUCUCUGAUGCUGCUGAUCCAUGAGGAUUUGGCACCCAUCCAUGAGGAAAUCUAAGAUGAGAUUGUGGUUAGGAAAGUCCUUACAGUUCAGAGGUGACGUAGGUUUAGAAAAAAAGGCAGGACUUACACCUGUAUCCCUUGUUUUCCACCAUCCGGUCCGAGCUAAAGUAAAAGCCUGAUCAGGUUGCCUCUGUGUGUCCUGGUUACAUCUCCUCUUCUUCUCCUCCUCCUCCUCCUCCUCUGCUGCUGCUUCGACUGUUUUACCAGCUUAGAGUUUCACUCUUAUCAGCUGGCUCACAUGUCCUGUUGCUGACUGUGCCUGACUCCCAGAGGUACUCUGGUUGGGGCAGAGCGACAAAUAGACAGAGGAUCAGUUUAUCAGUGGCACAAUCUUAUCAGGACCACUGGCAGGAAGGAAACACUGAAGCUGAAGAGGAGCAGGGUUGCAGGGUUUCUGCUCUGCCAAAUACCUCUUGUGUCAGUAGAUGGAUUCGCUGAGACACUGCAUAGUAAAUGUGUUUGUAGCUGUCAUUUUUCUUCACAUGCUUGCCCAUGCAUAGAUGUCUCCUCCUGUCAGCAACUCUGACAUCGAGAAAUAAGAUAUUUGUGUGCCACCAAGAGGGUUUCACCUGCGUUGAUUUGCAACAAUAUUGUCCAGAAUUUUUUCAGCAGGAUACUGACUUUCUCUUCUUCUCCAGAAUGUCUUUGCCCAACUCAGAGAACGCCUCCACCCUGGAGAGCGCCAUGCAGCUCAUGAUCCAAACCUUCCAUAAGUAUUCUGGGAACGAGGGAGACAAAUACACACUGAGCAGGGCUGAGCUCAAAGAGAUGCUCACCACGGAGCUCGGCAACUACCUGGGGGUACGGAGAUGAACGCUUAGCAACAUAAGAUGCUUGUUUCAGACGUGUAAAAUCGAUUAAAAGUUGUGAUUUCUGUUUCGUUUCCCUCAGAACGCCCAGGAUAAAGAGGCGGUGGAUAAAGUCAUGGGCGACCUGGACUCCAACAAUGACGGGGAGGUGGAUUUCACUGAGUUCAUCAUACUGGUGGGAGCUCUGACUGUGGCCUGUAAUGACUUCUUCCUUGAGUACAACGACAAGCAGGAGAAGAAGAAGUGA